Ylistrum balloti is the source of this 2884-nucleotide messenger RNA. Its product is annotated as peroxynitrite isomerase THAP4-like. The record is from RefSeq and is a predicted model, not a curated record. The coding region runs from base 540 to 1040 and encodes 166 amino acids. The transcript has 6 exons. Lineage: Eukaryota; Metazoa; Mollusca; Bivalvia; Pectinida; Pectinidae.
CGAGCGUUUUUAGUACAAUUGAAUCUUAAAUGACGAUACAAAUCUCGUAACAAUGCACAUUGCUUGCUGUGAAUACUGCUUCAGUCGUUCUAGACCAAUCGCUACCGAUCUAGAAUGACACUCCCACUUCAGUCGUGACAACACGUGCCCGUUUUUCUACGAUUACCCAGGAAGCCUCCAGAUAGCUUAUUCCCAGUGGAGUCUAGCUGGGACUAAACAAAUUAUCUCAUGAUUUUCAAAUUAGAGAUUAAGCUUGAUGAACGGGUUGCUGUCAAUUAAGGUCCUUUAUAUGCAUGUUCAGUUUUACCAGGGACGUAUAAUACAAAAAAUUGUCUAGGAAUGAAAACGUUUAUAUCACUGAAAACAAUCCUGGAACUCUUAACCUUAUGUAAAUUGGUGAAUUUUGAUCAGAAUCCUUCAAGGAAUGACAGCUCGCAGUCUCCGACAAGUUUGUGUUUCAGUGUUGAAGGGUCAAGAUCAGAUCUCAAGCAACACGUUUAUCAAUUGCAAGGUUCUGUAAGAUAAGCCAGCUUCAAAAGAUGUCUACAGAUUCUGAGCCUCCAAUUCAUGAUAUGAUAAAACCGUUGUCAUGGCUACUUGGAAAAUGGAACGGACAAGGUGGUAUUGGAAAGUAUCCUACUAUCAAGGACUUCAGUUAUAACGAGGAACUGACCUUUAGUCAUGUUGGACAACCAAACAUCCAGUUUAGUUUUUAUUCCUCACAUGCGGAGACCAAGAAGCCGCUUCAUCGUGAACUAGGAUUUAUACGUAUCCAGCCAGGCACAACACACUGCGCUUUGCUGAUAGCACACAACCUCGGUGUGAGUGAAGUAGAAGAAGGUGAGUUUACAGACACAGAAAUGAGGACAGAAUCUCAUACUGUUGGACGUCUGACAUUUGGUAAACCACCAGAAACAAAAAAGAUCAUAAGAGUCUUCCGCAAGAUUGGUGAUGACCUUGAACAAGUCGUUUCUAUGGAAACUGCAAACACACCAAUGACCGAACACCUACGCAUUACAUACAAAAAAGCUGUGCCCUGAACCAUUUACAUGUGCAUCAAUGAAAAUUGAAAUCAUUCAUGUUCUGACUUAUCAUAUCAAGAUAAAUUUAGGAAUCUGUGAUAAAGAAAUGUGAUCAAUUGUGAUUUCACUCUGUGAAAUAAUUCAAUUUAUAAUUAAGUAUACAAAAAAUUGGAUGAUUGAAAUAUUAAUGAAUAGACUAUAUUUCAAAGCCUGAUAAAACAUGUUGCAUGGUACAAAAUGUUGAACAAAAUCUGCAGAAAAAAAAUAUAUUUUUCUUGUCAUGACAAAAGGCUUUGCUAUAAUUUAUUGAACUCAUAUUAAGCCUUUUCCCAAAGCUGCAUUUGGGUGAAUGAGACAUUGUUAGGACCAUUGGUUCUUAUGUAAAAUAUGUGCCAUUUUUUUAAACUCGUAUUCAAGAGAAUAUUGGUGUUUUGGUGACAAAUUAAUUUGUAAAUAAAAAAAGAAUUGUGUGAUUUCCACACAAUAACGAACAUGUGAUUUAACUUGCCAAUUAUGAAUGUGAUUUAAUGAUAUAUGUAUGAUAUUUCCUGGAUUAAUGGAGUGAUUGUUUUCUUUACUGCACAAUGUAUAUGUGAGUGAUAAAGUUGAUAACACUUUAUCAAUAAAUUGGAAUGACAGAUUUUCAAAUUUUCUUCCUGUAAAUGAAUAGGAGUCUGAUUUCAAUUUAUGUUUGAUGAAUGUGUACAAAUGGAUUUCAGGUGUGUACUGUGUUAAGACCAGCUUUGCAAUUACAAGCAAAUCCCUGUGUCGUUUUGUGUUUCUCUGGAAAAUGAGAAUCAGACCAGUUUGUGCUGAUGUUGUGCAAUCCUUGAGCAAAACAGUUUACCUGAAUUGCUCUGUGUGGAAUGCAACCGGCCUCCUGUAUGUUGUUCAGUGAGGUAGCUACCAGCUACUACAAGGAAACUCCACCUCAAAAUGACCCUGGCUUUUUAGGGGACAAAAAACCCAGCAAACAAAGGCAGUUGUGAUUUUGAUUUUGUGUGUAAUUUUGUCUUUAUAAAUGAUGAGUGUGAUGACUUUCUUUAACAUGAUAUAUACUUUACUAGAACAGCUGAGAUGAUUUAUCUGUGUCAUUAAUUUUGUUAUAACACUCAGGAAUAAGCCUUCCUAUACAAUUAUCUACAUGUUUGUUUGCCUAAAAGUAUUAGGAAUUAAUUACUUUGGCACAGUUUGUAUCAACGAGCAGUGGAGCAGGUUUCGAUGUAAGACCUCUGUGUUAAUAUUGGUAAAUUAUCUAUACAAAUGUAUUCACACUUUUUCUCCUGACCUUGCAGCCCUGGUAGUCUAUUCAGUUAAUCUGAAAACUGAAACAUCCUGGAUUAUCAACUCCCUGAUCAGAUCCUGUAACUUCUGUUCCUCAUGGAAAUGAUGAAGCCUAUGAACUGUACAUGGAUAUCAAACAUGUAGAUGAUUCUGUAAAGUAUAUCCCAUGGUGAGAUUUUUAGGCAAGCUGUAUGGUUAAGUCUAUUAAUAUUAGGUUCCUUGUAAAAAAGUUGUGACACAAAAACUUAUUUUCAUUCCUUUGCCAAGCUAAUUGCAAUUUUCAUAGAUUUAUGUUACAGUUGAGUGAUAUGUGAAUAUAUACACACAUUUUAUCACCAGUGCACCACUGUAAGAAAGCAAUUAAUCAGAUAUUCUAUGACAGUGAUAUUGAUAUAGUCAAUCUGAGGCAGUUUUUUUUAUUGCGGAAUCAAAGUUGGACUGCUGAGGAAAAAAGAAAAAGAAAUAAUUAAAGCCAAGCUUAUUUGAGAUAGAUUAUUUCUUUUGAAAAAUUCUGCUUUGUUGUUAAUUUGUGAUUGUGUAUGUUUUUACCAAAAUAAAUAAAGUACUUUUUGAAAUAA